Kwoniella mangroviensis CBS 8507 is the source of this 1209-nucleotide messenger RNA. RefSeq lists its product as uncharacterized. The record is from RefSeq and is a predicted model, not a curated record. The transcript is spliced from 4 exons. The coding region runs from base 1 to 1209 and encodes 402 amino acids. Lineage: Eukaryota; Fungi; Basidiomycota; Tremellomycetes; Tremellales; Cryptococcaceae.
AUGAAUCGGAACGUCAUCCCACAUUGGGCCAACGGCGGUCAUGAUCUAGGUGAAUUGAACGAAAGUAAGCCGCUGGACCUCCUUCACAGUUCCGCAUCCGACGUUGUCCUAUCUGGUCAUUCAUGCCUUAUGACACCUACGAUUCAAGAUAGAACAGAAGAAGAUCAUGGAACAUGUCAUACUCUCUCUACACCGGAUGGAACGCACUUGACAUAUGAUACAUACUCACAUUUACUCUCGGUCUUACUGGCUCAAGAUGAUAUUCCGACUCUCAUCAAUUUACAACUAUGUUCGAAAUCGCAUUACACCGUCAUAACACCCUACCUGUACCGGCAUCUCACACUCGACGAGAAGUGUAUAGACGAGCUAUUAGGUCAAGCAUCAAGGUGGAAUGAAGGAGAGGGAUAUCAAUUGUUCAGGUCUGUCCGAUUCGGCUCCACCCUCAUUCCCCAUGAUGAUAUCAAAGAUAUCUUGGAUCUGAGUGCAGGCACAGAUACUUUCGAUAUAGAUGAAUUUUAUGGAUUACCCACCUCACUGCAACCGCUAGUAACCCUCUUGGGACACUAUCGAAACUUUACUGGUCAAUAUCUUUUCCCCUCACUACAAAGUAUCGCUUGUGUAGGGACGCCAGAUAGCCCUCUAGAAUUAGGUGAGAUAUGGACACUCUUAUCAAAGCUAUCUGCACCUACAAUUGUAUGUUUCAAGCAUACCGAACCGUUUUUAUACAGUAAUACGACAUUUGCAUCUCUCGAUUCUUUCACCGGUCCUGUGGAGAAUAUAUCGGUUCAUUCGGCGAUGCCAAAUUGGAUACCUCGCUCGUACUCCCAUCCUAAUUGCCGAAUCAAUAUAUCCUACGCUGAAUCAUCAUGUGAAGAAAGAUGCGAUAGGAAAAAGUACCAUCCUGGUAAAUCGUGUAAAGAGAGGAACAAAGAGGAGAUCGCAAAGUGGUUAGUAGCUGGACCUAAAUCAAAUGAGGAAAGAUGGAAAGGAAAUUGGUCAGUGCAUACAGGGUAUUCUCAUACGUUGCAGGAUUUACAUGAUAUCAAGCGGAUUUGUAUAGAGCAGAUAGAAGGAUUGGAAGCUGGGGGUGAAACUUUCAGAGGGAAAGGUUGGACCGGGACUAGUAUAUUGAAUGCUAGAUUAUUUGUUCAAGGAAUAAGAUGGGUUCAAGAGGCAGAGGCAUGCCGAUGUUGUAAUGAAUUCAUAUAA